AUGUCCAACACCCUCAGACCCUACCUCAGCUGUGUCAGGUCCACCCUGACGGCCGCCAUGACGCUCGAAAACUUCAGCUCCCAGGUCGUUGAGCGUCACAACAAGCCCGAGGUCGAGGCGAGAACGUCGAAAGAGGUGCUGCUCAACCCGCUCACCAUCAGCCGAAAUGAAAACGAAAAGGUGCUCAUCGAGCCAUCCGUCAACAGCAUCCGCGUCAGCAUCCACAUCAAGCAGGCCGACGAAAUCGAGCGGCUGCUGUGCCACAAGUUCACCCGCUUCCUCAUGCAGCGCGCAGAGAGCUUCGUCAUCCUCCGGAGGAAACCGGUGCCCGGCUACGACAUUUCGUUCCUCAUCACCAACUUCCACUCCGAGACGAUGCUCAAGCACAAGCUGGUCGACUUUAUCAUCCAGUUCAUGGAAGAGGUGGACAAGGAGAUCAGCGAGAUGAAGCUCAGCCUCAACGCGCGGGCGCGCAUCGUCGCCGAGUCCUACCUGAGCACGUUCACCUGA
This is a messenger RNA of Pseudozyma flocculosa PF-1, 510 nucleotides long. RefSeq lists its product as uncharacterized. Gene Ontology annotation, molecular function: actin filament binding. Gene Ontology annotation, cellular component: actin cytoskeleton; Arp2/3 protein complex. NCBI's taxonomy places the organism in Eukaryota, Fungi, Basidiomycota, Ustilaginomycetes, Ustilaginales, Ustilaginaceae. The transcript is spliced from 7 exons. Bases 1 to 510 code for a protein of 169 amino acids. Gene Ontology annotation, biological process: actin filament polymerization; Arp2/3 complex-mediated actin nucleation. The record is from RefSeq and is a predicted model, not a curated record.